AUGUACGGGAUGCAAAUGGCCGUGAUUGAAUGGGCUAGAAAUGUGUUAGGCUGGGCCGAUGCGCAUUCUGUGGAAAUGGAUGAACAUACUACACAUCCGGUAAUUGAUAUGAUGGCCGAGCAAAAGAAAAUCACGGCAAAAGGCGGAACCAUGCGUUUAGGUGCUUAUCGUUGUGCCAUUGAAAAAGGAACUCUGGCGGAGAAAAUCUACGGUAAGGCUGAAGUGUCGGAACGCCACCGUCACCGCUACGAGUUCAACAACGCCUAUUUCAACGAUUUCGAAAAUUCAGGAUUGAAAGCCUCCGGCAAGAAUCCUGAA
Messenger RNA from Darwinula stevensoni, 318 nucleotides. Lineage: Eukaryota; Metazoa; Arthropoda; Ostracoda; Podocopida; Darwinulidae. The record is from the annotation of a GenBank genome assembly.